AUGGUUUUGAAGUUGGCUGCUUCCGUUUUAUUUUUAAUUUUAGUGAAAGAAUGUGUUGAUGCCAAAAAUAUAAUUGUCAAAAGAGAUUCCAAUAAAAAUGAAUCGACCUCCUCCUCCUCCGCCUCCUCCAUCUCAUCUUCUUCUUCUUCUUCUUCGUCGUCGUCGUCUUCAGAAGAAGAAAAUGAGGAAAAUUCACGUCAUCAACUAAUUCCAAUCAGUAAAAAGGAUGAUGGAAAUGUUUCAACGAAAACUGACCAUCUCAUUCAUUCCUAUAAUGAUACAAGGAAAGAACGAAUGAAAAAUAUGUUCGAUGAAAUGGAGAACAAGAACUCAUCUUCAUCUGUCAGUUCAGAAGAGCAAAUGACGAAUAUGAAUAACAUUCAGACGCUCAUUCUACCUCUUGUCUCACGAGAUGUUGAGCACAUAUCCCCUCCUGAUAUCUAUUCGGAUCUGUCUGAAGAAUCAGAAGAGGUUCUAAUUGAAGUUGAAACCAUCUCACCUGUCGGUUUCUCCUUUCCCUACAUGAUGUCUAUCAACUUCGAGAUCACUCAAGUCAUAAUCUAUGCCCUUAUAUUCUUACUAAUAGCCUAUUUAUUCAAACGACUUCAUCAUUACAUGAAGAAGAGUCAACAACCCGUUGGCCCAAUCACCAAGAACCCAGUUGUAGCCAUGGAACAAGCGAAUGUCACAUACACAUCGUCAACAUGA
Messenger RNA from Auanema sp. JU1783, 708 nucleotides. The record is from the annotation of a GenBank genome assembly. NCBI's taxonomy places the organism in Eukaryota, Metazoa, Nematoda, Chromadorea, Rhabditida, Rhabditidae.